AAUAGAAAACUUGAUUUUACUGUUUCUAAAAUUUCUAUACAAUUCUAAAACAUUUCUUAACGAGAAACGACAAACAAAUUAUAGAACUCCUCAUUUUUUAAACAUAUAUAGGAUUAGGUGGUGGGUAGUUUUGUUAAUCAACCUUUUUUUCUCUACGUUUUGUUAAGAUUAGCAUAGUACUUAAAUUAUGUCCAAAUGACCAAAUCCAGAAGACUCUUGUUAAACAUAUUUUUGAGUUCAAACUCUUGUUCUCCAGCCUUGUAAAACAGCUGUUGAAUGAUUCCACCGGCAAUGGCCAGCAUCAAAACCAUAGCUGAAACACUCAACUUUGCCUCCAUUCCUUCCUCUUGCAUCUUCUCCGGCGACGGUGGCGCUGUCGAUGCAGCUCCACAAGGUGUUGGAGAUUCGAUCCCCACCAUUGAUUUCUCUCUUCUCACCACGGGUACUCCCGAUCAACGAGCCAAAGUCGUGGAUCAGCUCGGCAAGGCAUGCCAGGACUGGGGUUUCUUCAUGAGACAAUUGGUGAGACUUGACCAGGCAAACGGAAUCGAAGCUCUUAAAAUUAUAGAGGCCCAGUUGAAAACAAGCUCAUGACAAAACUAAGUACUUAAAAACUACUGUUUCUUUCUCAAAAGAAACCCAUUUGCAAUAGGUGAUGAAUCAUGGAGUGGAGGAGAGGAUGAUGAAGGAGAUGAUGGAUAUUUGUAGAGAGUUUUUUGAUCUAACAGAGGAAGAAAAGACAGAGUACAAAAACAGAGAAUGUUCUUGACCCCAUCAAAUAUGGCACCAGCAUCAAUCCUCAGAAAAAGAAGGUGUUGUUCUGGAGGGAUUACUUGAAAAUCUUUCUUCAUCCCAACUUCCAUUCCCCAACUAAACCUCCCAGAUUCAGGUGAUGCUGAAACGAUCUCAAUAUUCUUUGUUUGUUCAUAUCCAUGAGGUUCUAUCUCAAAAUCAAUCGGUUAAGAUCGUGACUCUCUCUUGAUUCAUCAAUCUUGAUCGAAUCUCAUUUUUCACUAGAUACUCAUUAUUAGUAAUGAGAGGAAUAGUUCAUGUCUAUUAUACACUUUUAUUAUAGGUUCCUUAUUUUUUUAAUGGGGGAUUCUUAACCGUUUAAUCUGUAACAUGUAAAUCUAAAAUAUUGGUUGGUUGCAAAGAGAUGUUGGAAGAAUACUGCAAAACAACCAUUGAAAUUGCGAGAGAAUUGGUGGGAGGAAUCUCAGAGAGCCUGGGGUUGGAAACCUGUAAUCUAGAGAGAGCAGUGGAUUUUGAAUCGUGCUCAGUUUUGUUUGCAGCAAACUUUUAUCCGCCAUGUCCACAGCCAGAGCUUGCAAUGGGUUUGCCAUCUCACUCUGAUCAUUGCCUUCUCACCCUUCU
This is a messenger RNA of Momordica charantia (bitter melon), 1374 nucleotides long. NCBI's taxonomy places the organism in Eukaryota, Viridiplantae, Streptophyta, Magnoliopsida, Cucurbitales, Cucurbitaceae. The record is from RefSeq and is a predicted model, not a curated record.